Molecule: messenger RNA, 324 nt
Organism: Microthlaspi erraticum
Lineage: Eukaryota; Viridiplantae; Streptophyta; Magnoliopsida; Brassicales; Brassicaceae
Source: the annotation of a GenBank genome assembly
AUGGAGGAGGAUCAAGAGCAGACGAGUUUCACAUUUGAGAUAGAUAACUUCUCUGAGAAGGAAGCUGUGAUAACAUCACCAAAUUUCUUAAGCGGUGGCUGCGAAUGGUUUGUUAAGGUUUAUCCCGAAGGAAUAGAUAUUGAAGAUCACUUGUCUAUGUACCUCCACGUUGCGAAUCUUGUAUCAUUGAGACUCGGAUGGAAAAGACGAGCUAGUUAUUCCCUCGUUUUGUUGAAUCAAUCAGGCAAAGAGCUCUUCAGAACAUAUGGGUUUUGUUUUGUCAGAUUAGUGAGUUUUCAAUCAUAUUGGUGUUAUAGGUCAUAG